Molecule: messenger RNA, 991 nt
Organism: Anopheles gambiae (African malaria mosquito)
Lineage: Eukaryota; Metazoa; Arthropoda; Insecta; Diptera; Culicidae
Product: putative gustatory receptor 59f
Exons: 4
Coding region: 1-963 (320 amino acids)
Biological process (GO): sensory perception of taste
Cellular component (GO): dendrite; neuronal cell body; membrane
Source: RefSeq, a predicted model, not a curated record
AUGAUGAUCGGUUGCGAGCAGCGUCGUGCCGAGUACGAGGGCUACUUCGAGGAAGUGCUGCACUUGAUGAAGGAAACGGCUCACCAACGCGAUUGCAAGACGACGAUCUGGUACCGAAACGUGACCAAAGUUCUGCUGGCCCUAUACUGCAUUGCCUCCCUGACCGUGCCGAUUGUAAUGACCACGAUCCUGUGGGACAUUGCUACGAUCCCGUACGUAAUGGCGCAAACCGUUCCAUUCGUCGUUAGCUCGCUCAUACUGAACCAGUACUUCUGCGUCUUUGUUCAUCUAACGUCGAUUCUGAGAAAGAUGAAUGAACGAUUGGCACGGUUCCUGAACAUGCUGCCAGGAUCGGCGAUGGAACCACCGGUUCAGCUGCGCGGUAAACCACUCAUAUACAAUGUACUGGGCGAAUCCUUGAAGAUGGAAAGCAGUCGCCUGGACCAGCUGGAACAGCUUCGCCUGCUGCACGUCCGUACGGUGCAGACGGCCGGUAGUUUGAGUGAAAAGUUUGGCAUCGUUAUCAUCCUGAUUGUGAUUGCCGCCUUUGCUAGCGUUAAUAUUGAGCUGCUCGAGUUCUACCAGAGCAUCAAGCUCGGCACGCUCACUCCCACAACGAUAUUUAUGAAAUUUCUGUACGCGGCAUCCAAGUUUUCCUUCUACAUCUUGAUAGCCUAUCCGAAUCGAUUAAUACAACAGGAGAAUCAAAAGGCGCUUUUUAUGUUGUACAGAAUUAAAAGAAUAUCAUGUAGCGUAGAACUGAACGAGGCGGUAAGCGAUUUCAUGGUUGUUUAUUCCCUUUCAUUACAGAUUGAACAUUUCAUCUCGCAGAUCUCCAACCUGCAUGAUGUCCAUCAGGCGUGUGGAAUGUUAAAUUUGGACAUGAAGCUCAUCUCAAACGCCGUUGCAGCGAUCACGUCCAUUAUGGUGGUUCUAAUACAAUUUUCCGACACAGGAUUGUAAAACUCAAAAGCUUCUCAGUAAUUCUCAA